UCCCCUGGAAGACUGAGCUAUGCUUUUUCUGUCAGGCUCCACUAACCAUGAACAAACCACAGGCCCGGGGAGUGGAAUAAAAGGCCACGGACCUGCCAUGCUCAGAGACCCCAGGCUUCAACCAUGUUGACACCUCUGCCCUUCAUCUGUCCUUCACCCAUGACGCUGCAUGGGCUUCUCUCCAUUCUGCUCCUUCUGACUCUCUUCAGCCCAGUAAGAAGUGGUUUGGCUUCUGCUGAAAAUCACUGUAUAAAUGUGAAUGGCAUUUGCAGAAGAGACACCUGCAAAAUGAUAGAGGAUACACUUGGUGCCUGCAAAAGAAGGUGGAAAUGCUGUCGGGCAUGGUGGAUUCUUUUGCCUGUCCCAACACCUAUUAUCUAUUCGGAUUAUCAAGAACCCAUUAAGCACAAAGUGAAAUGAAACUAGGAAAAGCAUCAAAAGGAAAUUUCUUUGUA
This is a messenger RNA of Phacochoerus africanus (Common warthog), 455 nucleotides long. Its product is annotated as beta-defensin 109-like. The record is from RefSeq and is a predicted model, not a curated record. Bases 124 to 420 code for a protein of 98 amino acids. Lineage: Eukaryota; Metazoa; Chordata; Mammalia; Artiodactyla; Suidae. Gene Ontology annotation, molecular function: CCR6 chemokine receptor binding; chemoattractant activity. Gene Ontology annotation, biological process: defense response to bacterium; cell chemotaxis. The transcript has 2 exons.